Molecule: messenger RNA, 1337 nt
Organism: Capsicum annuum
Lineage: Eukaryota; Viridiplantae; Streptophyta; Magnoliopsida; Solanales; Solanaceae
Product: protein kish
Exons: 5
Coding region: 744-956 (70 amino acids)
Biological process (GO): protein secretion; intracellular transport
Source: RefSeq, a predicted model, not a curated record
GUACACCAAGCUGUUUUUUUUCUCUUUUUUGCUUUAAUAAUGAGCCAUCUUAAUACUCAAAGCACUCAUUUUUGCAAACUCAUCUAUUUAUUUUAUAAUUGGUCAAGAAAUCUUAAUUUCUCUAAACACAUUUCGAGCUCCAACAUAAUUUUAGCAAAACAACUUGAACAUUAGUGCUUCAAUUGCAACACUUGUCUCACCUGUUUUUUUUUUUUUUUUUAAAUUUUUUAUAUUAUUUUUCAUAAAUGAUUUAAAGAGUCACGUCGUCAUGUUCAUUCUAACAUUUCAAUCUAUUUAUCUAAUUUUGAUUGAGUAUAAAAGUUAAGAAUAUAAAUAAAUUUUUUAAAUUUUAUAAUUUUAAAUUAAAGAUAUAUAGAAUAUGUAAAAAAAUAAUUACGAUAUUAAAUAUGUUAAAGUGAAAAGUUUGAAAUUUAAAAAAGUGGAAAAAAAGAAAUAGACGUCAUUAUUCUGGGUAAAAACAAGUAGUAGUAUACUAAAAACCUUUAACCAAAAAAAAAAAAAAAACUAAAAACCAAAGUAAUAGCAGCAAGGAGAUUGAAAGGGAUCCGAUCCAUCCGGGGACAAUUAGCAGAAAGAUUGUUAAUUAAGUUUGCUUUAAUUAUCUAUCAAGUGGUUAAUUGAAUCUCCAGUUGCUGUGUUGGGCGGACAUACGGGACUGGAUCUCGCAUCUUCAUUUUAGGCUUAGUGGAAGGCAAAACUGAUUAAGAGAGGAAAAUUCAGAUAUGUCGGCACUUUUCAAUUUCCACUCCUUUCUGACCGUAGUGCUGUUAGGAAUUUGUACGUGCACUUAUGUGAAGAUGCAUUUUCCUGCACUUCUUGAACACAGAACUGGGUUUCGAGGUUUCUUUUGGAAGGCUGCUAGAAUCGGCGAACGGUUGAGUCCUUGGGUGGCAGUGGGCUGCUUGACGAUGGGCGUUUCAAUAAUCUUCUUCUGAAUAACUAACUGUCUGUAACUAAAGAAAGCUCAGCUGGGGGUAAAUUAGCAGUUGAAUUUGUUUUUCAUCAAAUGAUGACACCGACACUGCUUUCCUGGAUCACUACCUGAUCCUGAACUUAGUUUUAGCGCGUAAGAUUUCUGGAUUGCGAUAAGGCUGGCCACUCCUGUUGUAUCUUUUUCAGUACUCGUUAUUUUAUUGGAUGUAGUAAUAGCUUUGUCUACCAGGUGGAAGUUUCAAGAAGUCUGAUGCUGUCUAUACUUUUUUAAGUAUCACAUGUCCCAUCAUUGAGUUGUUUAAGUAUCCACAGGACAGAAAAAAUAAUGAAUGAAGAACAGAACAACUGGCUGAAUAAUUGAGUUGAAAAUAUUGUCUAGUCAA